ACAUGGUCUGUGUGCUUUCAAUGAGUAUUUCUCCUUCCAUCAGACGACAAAGGAUAUGGCCCGAUUUUUGGCUAUGCUUGUGCAGUUGACGAAUGCGAGAAGAGCCAUUGAGGUCGGCGUGUUCACGGGAUAUUCAGCUCUGGCGGUGCUGCUUGCGAUGCCUGAUGACGGCAAGUUGGUUGCUUGUGAUCUUGACCCCAAAGCGAUGAGUGUUGCGGAACGCUACUUUGAGGCGGCUGGCGUUUUGGAUAAGGUAGAUAUAAGGAUCGGAAAAGCGGCAGAGACUCUACAGAUGCUGUUAGAUCAUGGCGAGGCAAACAGGUACUACGAAGAUGGAGCUGGAGCGAUGGCGCCACAGGAGGAGGAGGAGAAGGGGAAGAAAGGAGGAGGAGGAGGAGGAGAAGAAAGGAGGAAGAGAAGGAGAAGAAGAGAAGGAGAAGAAAAGAGGAGGAGGAGGAGGAGGAGGGGGAGGAGGAGGAGAAAGGAGGAGGAGGAGGAGGGGGAGAAGGAAGGAGGAGGAGGAGGAGGAGGAGGAGGAGAGGAGAAGAAGAAUAGGAAAGGAGGAGGAGGAGGAGGAGGAGGAGGAGGAGAGGAAGAAGAAAAGGAAGGAAAGAGGUGGAGGAGGCUUCACGACAAUGGCAACGGCAGCUUCAUGGGCAGCGACGACGAGGAGGGCUUCUCGAUGAGGCAGCUCGAUGGAGACAGAUGGAGACAACGAUGGGAAGCUCGACGAAGACGGGCGGGCUUCACGACUGCAGCGACGAUGGGCGGGCUAGCGAUGAUGGGCGGCUUCGCGACGGCAGCGACGACGGGCUUCACAACAGGGAAUACCGCAUUCAAAUUUGAACGCGGCAUCAGAGCAGCAGCAGAAGCACAAGGGCAAAAUCCUGCUGACAGCAGCAGCUGCAACAGCAACAGCGAAGGGGAGCAGCAUCAGCAGCAGCAGAAGAAGAAGACGAUGACGAAGAAGAAGAAGCAGAAGAAGAAGAAGAAGAAGAAGAAGAAGAAGAAGAAGAAGAAGAAGAAAAAAAAGAAGAAGAAGCACAAGAAGCCUGCGGGGAGCAACAUUGGCAGAGCAGAGCGGUGGCAGGAGCCGGAAAAGGCAGCGUCAGUGGUGACUGCUGCAAAGAGAAGCAGCAGCACAAGACAAGGAAAUGAGUGUGGGGAGGGUCACAAAGUGGGUGGGGCGGAGUCGGUUGGGCUCUGCAACAAGGAGUUCGUCGGCACGCUGUCCAAAGUCGUGAAACACCACACACAACCGUCGGUCACUGCCCGCUGUCCACGUACCACCGGUGAAAUCCUUGCUGUCAUUCGCAGCGACCACCCGAAAGUGGCAUUGCUCACUGCGUCGCUGGCGAAAUUGAACGACUACUACAAGGAACAGGGUCGUCCGCCAGUUGUUGUGGAUGCGCAGGAUCUUGCUCCCGUUGAUGUGGCUUGUGCGUCGGGGGAGGUCGGUACGUCGUCGACUGGGGCAGACGGAGGGCGGGACACGGGUUUGACGGUGGGAGAAGGCAGCGCUGUAGGUUUUGAUUCGGCAUCGGUUGUUGACAGGGGCGCUCGGGGUUCCAGGGGGCCCGACAUCCCGGAAGAGAUCGCUGAGCACCUGCGGAGUCCUGUUUUGGCUGCAGCUCGCCCACCACGACCUCCAUCGAGUGCACAACAGUCGUCCAUGAAGAACUUCGUAGUGGAUGAGCCGCAGAGCGAGUUCGACCAGGCGGUUGCUUCCUUCUUCUUUGAGAAUGCCAUCGCCUUCAACGCCGCGCGCUCGGACUCGUAUAAGAACAUGGAAAGGAUCAUGAACUCGGCGGCGAGAUCGAGGAAGAUGCUGCGGAUGCCUGGAUACAAUCACCUGAGGACGAAGGCUUUGCCGGCGGAAUACAAAGACGUGGACAAGGAUCUUGACAAGAUCCGCGAUUCAUGGGAUGUCACUGGCCUGACCUUGAUGACGGACGGCACGACAACGACCAGCAACAGGCCGACGAUUCGGGGGCUGUUAUGAGAGGUUAUUCUGCAAGGCAGGGAGAUCACAACCUUCGUCAAGAGACACCAGCGGGCGUUGGCAAUGUUCCGUAAGAGCGGGAGAGAGUACAGGACCCAGUUGGGCAUCAAAGAUGGGAGGCCGUUGGAGUUGAUUCAGCCAGGAGAGACUAGAUUCGGCACAAACUUCCUCAUGCUGCAGCGACUUCGAGAGUGUGAGCCGGUGUUGCUAUCAACUGUUUCAAACCCGAGGUGGGAUGACUCUCCAUGGGACAAGGCAGCAGCGACCAGGGCGCGGACGUGCAAGGAGCUGAUAAGAGACCCGGCUUGGUGGUCGACCGUCGACCGGGCAUGCACCAUGCUUGAGCCAGUGUAUGCCCUUAUGAGGAACAUGGACAGCGACGGGAGGAUGGGAAUGCAGGUGUGGUCUUUAGGGAUCACGUUGGAGAAGAGAAUGGCCGCGAUACCGAUGGACAGCGAGACAAGGGGCAUCGUGGUGAAGAAAGUGAAAGACCGCGUGCGAAUGAUGGCUCUACCUGUGCAUGCGGCGGCGUGGAUGUUGCACCCGCUGCACAGAUCGCCUCGACUCUUCGACGACAUGGCGUCCGAAGAGAUUGCGAACACUCUGGCUCACUUCGCUUCGGUUCAUCUGAAGGGCUCGAAGGAGUACAAAGAGUGCUGGAUCUCCCUCAGGAGUUUUCAUCACAUGGCUCCAGAGUGGAUUGGCCCCAACUCCGAGGAGGCUUUGACGGGCGGUCACGUGAACAUGGCGCAAUGGUGGUUGACGUACGGGAAAAGGCACCCAACCCUGAUGAAGAUCGCCGUCAAAGUGUUGAGCAUGUGGACCACUGCCUCUCCAUGUGAGAGGAAUUGGUCCACGUUCGAUCUUGUCCACACCAAGAGGAGGAAUCUCUUGAGCCCGGAGAAUUUGGAGAUGUUGGUGUUCAUCCACUGGAACAGGAAGUUAUUGCGCAUGUCGAAGGCGAAGACGGGGUUUGUGAACACCGAGCGGCUGGAGUGGGAGACACCCGAGGACGAGGCACCAUUCGAUGGCUUCAUGCGAGAAGGGGAGUACGACCCCGCGGAGGUGCGUAGGAGGGCGGCCAACUGGUCGAAAUCUCGUGGCCGCAGAUCGAGAACCACGCUAUUCGACGUGCGGGAGAUUCAGGAGGAGAGGGAUGACGACGGGGCAUGGUUACUUGAUGUUUCGUACCGCCCUCGCAGAGUCGCUGUCCAUGAGCGUGGGAAGGUUGUCGUGGAUGAUUACGACGAGGAGGACGAAGGCGGCGACAGCGACGGCGACGCGGAGUUGCUCGACGUGCCUCUAACGGACAAGCGGUUCACUCGGAGGUCGGGCGUUGGGUCAUCCUCCACGAUGGAUGGCACCAGCACACCCGCCGACGCGCAGCACACCCCUCUCCCACGAGCCGCGGUGGAGGAGACGGCCACACACCGGGGGAUGACAGGCGGGGGAUCCAGGGAUGCUGAUGUUGGCAGCGCAGCUGCGAGGGUCGUUCAAGACUUUGGUGUGUCUGUGGACGCUCCCGUUCCCGGUCAUGCGGAACACGAGGACGAGCUUCAUGACGCAGCGAACGACAGCCAGUCUGCCGGCGACAAUGCUUUCUCCACUCCCUACCCUGGGUUGCCGCUGGGGGAGAGUUUCGCCUCCCUGUUGCACCACGUUGCACCAAUUGCUGCAAGAGGCUCGAAGACGGAAUUCAAGAAACAUCUGGCUGCCAUGUCCCCCAUGAGGAGUGAUUCCGGGGGGCAGACUCCCGAUUGGGCCAGAUUCACAGGACCGACUCCUCCCGCUUUGCUGUUGAGUGAGGACAUCCGCACGAACGCGGACGGGUCGCGGGUCAUGGUGGACAGGACAACGACCGAAGUGGACGAGGAUGGAGGACCCGACCGCCCGCAUGCUGCAGCCACACAACAUGAGGCGGAGUCACCGCCCGAAAUUGACGCCAGCAAGGUGCGUCAAGUCCGGAGUUUGGCAGGSAGAAAGAAAGGAGGGAAGAACAAGCCAAAGGUGCCAUCUGGACCGGUCACACGCGGGGGACGAGGCGGGGCAMGCAAGACARUCACACCGYCGACGUCCUUGCAAGAAAAACGUGCGGUUGUUCGGCAGGCGAAGAAGAGGAAGGCAGAGAAAGUUUCAAAGAAGGUCGCUGCAGCCUCCCGGUCGCCGAGAAGAGAUUCGAAGAGGAGGAGGAAGUGCGUGCAAGAGGACGACAACUCCGAAAGCAGCAGCGCGUCAUCGUCAUCGUCGAGUGACAUGUCAUCGUCGAGCGACGCGUCAUCGUCAAGUGCCGCAUCAUCGUCGAGUGACGCAUACGACUUCGCAUUCAUUGAUGCAGACAAGAAGAACUACAUCAACUACUAUGAGCUCUUACUGCAACUAGUACGGCCAGGAGGUCUCAUAGUCGUCGACAAUGUUCUGUGGUAUGGAGAAGUGGCUAAUUCUUUGGCUGACAGUGAGAUAACAACAGCUAUCAGAGAGUUCAAUUCUUAUGUGCUCAACGAUAAUCGAGUGUCCAUGACAAUGCUCACAGUCAGCGACGGUGUAGUGCUUCUGCAAAAGCACCAUACAGAGGUUGCAUGAUGCUUGAGCCAGUUAAGAGGUGGUUUCAAAUUAAAGGUGGUUUACGGCUAGGCUGCUAGCUCUACAUGUUAUUCCUCGAGACUUAACGAUCUGAAAUUUAGAAUCUCUAAAGCAAUGAACAGAGGAGCUGCACGGGACGUAUGACUGCGUAUCUCCCAUGGCCCGCUCUGUCCCUUUGCUUUCUGCCAUGCCCUAUCAUGUAUUUGGAGAACCCUACAGGGUUUCCACAGAGAGGGGUCUCCAGCUCAAGGCUAAGACCAUGGGAAGAUCUGGCCCGGAGUGAUGGCCAGCAACACGAUCCUUGCACUAAGGACAACCUUAUAGCAGAAAGUCGAUCCAGGGUCCCGCCAAUGCACCAACCUUCAUUCUUGAGUCAGUGCAGGGUCCCGCCUAUGCACGAACCUUCCUUCUCGAGUCAUCUUGCCACUCUUCUCGAGUUCGACGCAAAAAUAUGGCCUCGUUCCAUGCUGUAUUAGGCAUGUGCUAUGAGCCUCCUUCGAUGCUGUACUAGGUAUGUGUUAUCGUUGUGUCCACAACAUUUCUCCUUGACUCAUCUUGCCACUCGCCUUUUUGUUGCCUUAAGGAUCUUUAUCCUUUAUCUUACUGUUUCAAGGAAGGCUUCUUAUUGUUUCCUGGAAGCUCUGUUUUUAUUUCCGGGCAGGUGUCUUUUCACAACCUGGACAGCCGCCACCACUACAUCUGGACCUGAUGUCGCAAGCCAAAGAAGGUGCUAUGAGCUGGAAGGGCUGCCAGACUAGGACACUAGGUUGAUGCUGUUGCACCCAUAUCUGACAAUAGGGAGAAUGAUAGAGUUGGCAGGAGAUGCAAAAAAUAUCUAAUUGGUUGAACAGCAGCAGCCGCAGGGAAUUUUAUGUCAAAGGGAGGUUACUUGUAAGGAUGUCAUUUUCCUCAGUACAGGCUUCACAUGUUCCUAACUUCCUGCUGACUUCCCCUCCUCAGGGUUGAUUGACCAUGCACAUGCGCAAGAGUGUGUGUGUGUGUGUGUGUGUGUGUGUGUGUGUGUGUGAACACAUAUUGCGGACGCCUCAGUACGUAACAAAUACGCACUUCAAUC
Molecule: messenger RNA, 5657 nt
Organism: Chara braunii
Lineage: Eukaryota; Viridiplantae; Streptophyta; Charophyceae; Charales; Characeae
Source: the annotation of a GenBank genome assembly